UCCCCAGUGCCGUCGGUGGUGAAACAGAUAGUUAGCCAGUUCCCACCUCCUCCCACUUCACCUGCCACUGAGCCCCAGCCUCUGAAACCCCUUCCACUGAGCGUGGCUCCACAGUCACCUCCAGCAGUGAAGGCAAAGCCCAAAUGGCAGCCCGCUUCCGCUCCCUCACCCGAUUUUCCCCCUCCUCCACCAGAGAGCAGCUUAGUGUUUCCUCCUCCACCUCCUUCCCCAGCUUCCUCUGCAGGUUCUCCCCCCCCUGACAAAUCAGGGUCUCCAGUCAAAAAGACCAGCAAGACAUCAAGCCCUGGAGGGAAGAAACCACCUCCAACACCUCAGCGAAACUCCAGCAUCAAGUCCACCAGCUCCACUGAGUACCAUGAGUCCAAGAGACCUUCAGUGGACCGCCUUGUCAGCAAAUUUGCACACCCACCAGAGCCAUCAGGGUCUCCUUCCAAGGAGUCAUCACCUCCUGCAGCCCCUCCAAAGCCAGGAAAGCUCAACCUUUCUGGGGUGAGCCUGCCCAUUGUCCUUCCGCAAGGAGGGAUCCCGGCCAAGGCUCCUGCUCCGGGUGUGUCUGGGAAGGAACCUGUGGUUGAAUUCCCUUCACCACCAUCCGAUUCAGAUUUUCCACCACCACCACCUGAAAUAGAUCUUCCUCUCCCGCCAGUUGAGAUCCCAUCUGUGUUUUCAGGCAGCACCUCCCCAAAAGUCGCUGUUGUCAAUCCUCAGCCUCAGGUGUGGUCAAAACCAUCUGUGAAAAAAGCCCCACCACCCACACGUCCCAAGCGGAACGACAGCACUCGACUGACGCAGGCGGAGGGCGCAGAGCAGAGCCACCUGGACCUCAACCGGACGCUGCAGCGGAAAUCCAUCACCCGGCACGGCUCCCUGUCGUCCGCACGGAUGUCCAGAACAGAGCCCACGGCCACCAUGGACGACAUGGCCCUGCCUCCGCCUCCGCCGGAGCUGCUGGCUGACCAGCAGAAGACAAGCAGCUUCGGGGGCAGUCAUAUAUCCGGCUAUGCAACAUUACGGAGGGGGCCACCCCCCGCACCUCCCAAAAGGGAUCAGAACACCAAGCUGUCUCGGGACUGGUAG
Fulmarus glacialis (Northern fulmar) is the source of this 1098-nucleotide messenger RNA. RefSeq names its product ras-associated and pleckstrin homology domains-containing protein 1-like. The record is from RefSeq and is a predicted model, not a curated record. The transcript is spliced from 2 exons. The annotation marks the transcript as partial. NCBI's taxonomy places the organism in Eukaryota, Metazoa, Chordata, Aves, Procellariiformes, Procellariidae.